Aspergillus pseudotamarii is the source of this 1631-nucleotide messenger RNA. RefSeq lists its product as uncharacterized. The record is from RefSeq and is a predicted model, not a curated record. Bases 57 to 1283 code for a protein of 408 amino acids. The transcript has 3 exons. NCBI's taxonomy places the organism in Eukaryota, Fungi, Ascomycota, Eurotiomycetes, Eurotiales, Aspergillaceae. Gene Ontology annotation, molecular function: protein binding.
CGCAUGACCAACUGUCAAGACAAUACUUCAUUCAUUCGCCCAAAUCAAGCUCCACCAUGAAUGAAUCACUUCAAGCAUUCAUCUUUUCGAUGCUCCUACUUGGGUGCAAUAUUGCUCCCGCACACGCCAGAAUACCGGCGUCCGCUUUCCGAAGUGGACGAUUGCGCUCUUACAACAAUACGCCGAUAUACAACCCAGGUAUAAAUCAUAGUCCAAGUACGGAUGUGUUGGGCAACAUUGGGAAUCAUGGCCCCAGCGUUCAUGACACUCCUAAAGUUUCUACGCUAUCCUCUGAUGCUGCCAAGUCUGGAUGCCCGUCUCUCACUGGCAACAUCACUGUCAAUGCCUACCAAUUAUACCCGGAGCAUGCCGACUUCAAUGAGAAUGACUGUCUAGUCUACCUAAGUGCCCUCUACAAUAGCACUGUCGCUGUUUACGAUCCCUACAAGAAAGAAAUAGUAGAUACUAUAUAUCUGCCGGGACUCUCUGGAGACCCAAUGCUUCACAUGAGUGGUGUUGUGGUGGAUCCUCAAGGCCUACUCUCGGUCAUCGUGGAUGCUGGUGCUGCCUUUGACACUCAAGGCCAGGACAUAUCAGGCGAUAACUUCUUGGUGAAGGUUGAUCCAGGCCAUGGUCAGGUCCUUUGGAGAAAGAAUCUCACUGAAGUAACGAAUGGUGUGUACGGCGGCUACCAAGACGCUGCUCAUGACACUCACGGCAAUACCUUUGUCGUCGGUAGUUUCCCGACGAGCAUCGUGAAGGUCGGUCCCAAUGGCUCAACUGUCAUUCCUUGGUACUUGCAACCUCAGCCCAACCAAACAGUAGCGGGCCUCUCAGGACUUGCUACCAGCGGUGACAUACUGCUUAGUACUGAUAGCUCGGAUGGACAGCUGUACCGUUUCAACAUGACUGAGAAAGUGGGACACAAAAUCCAUGUUCCUCUGAAGGGCAGCAAUGCGACUAGGAUCGGUAAUAGCUUGGAUGGAAUCCUCCUCCCAAAGCAAUUCAACGGCACAGUAUUGUUGGUUUCUGACUCCACGGACGGAACUGUUGUGCUCCGCUCAGCUGAUGGACUAUGGACUAGUGCGGAGAUGGUGGGAACAGUCCCCAACCUAUAUGUCUCUCAGAACGGAUUUUCGGUCGACAAUGUCGAGAUUGGCGGCAGUUUGUACUCCGUCACCGAAUUCUUCCUUGAUGAGAAAGUGCCCGGGACUUUGGCAGGCAACCGAACCCAGUUUCCCUUGGUCGAUAUCACGCACCAGGUGCUGAAAUUGCUAAAGUAAUCCAGGCGUAAGGGCUUAUAGAUGUUACGUCUCGUUGCUUGAGGCCCAACCUUCGGUGCUGAACUAGGCAUCGGGAAUGUUUAUACUGGCUUUUGGUUUUAUAUCGUUUGUGUCCCGACAUAUACGGUACCAUGUCGUACAGUGGAGAGAUAGAUUAUUAGACAGAUUAGAUAUUACAAUGGUUAGAGUCGGAAUAUCAAGGUUCUUUGCUUACACGAUUGGUGUCAAAACUGUCUCCGAAAUUGGAUCAUACGAAGGGAGUCUGCGGGACUACAAUAGUAUGUUCAACCUACGUUGAGUAGAUUCAGCUGGAAGCGUUGAAAACUUCCCCCGUUGACCAAAAUGCAG